Zingiber officinale is the source of this 1515-nucleotide messenger RNA. RefSeq names its product protein RETICULATA-RELATED 4, chloroplastic-like. The record is from RefSeq and is a predicted model, not a curated record. Bases 76 to 1221 code for a protein of 381 amino acids. The transcript is spliced from 8 exons. NCBI's taxonomy places the organism in Eukaryota, Viridiplantae, Streptophyta, Magnoliopsida, Zingiberales, Zingiberaceae.
CCGCCCGCCACAAACCAAACCCGAACGUUCCAACUACUCCUUUCCUCAUCUCCGGCUCCGCAGUCCGCCCCGACCAUGGCGGCCGCAGCGGCUCCCGGAGGGACGUCCCCCUCAAACCUUCGCUUCCCUUCCCCCAACUCCUUCUCCCUCCGCCCUUUUGCCCCGCCUUCCACCGUCCGCUUCCUUGGCCCCUCGUUACUUCCCCGUCGCCUCCGAAUCUCGCUACUCUCCCCCGCCCGUCGCUCCAUUGCUGACCGAUCCGGCCGCAGCGGAGGCUUCGGGGACGGCGGCAAUGGUGGAAGUGGAGGUGGCGGGGGCGACGGAGGGGAGAGCGGCGAAUCAGGCAAUAACAACCGCAGCGAAGCGUUGCUCGCCCUGGCAAAGGCUGAGCGAGCGCUGGAGAGCCUCCCUAAGGACUUGGCCGCCGCGAUCGAGAAUGGGAGGAUCCCCGGAUUGAUCGUGCAGCGGUUUUUUGAGCUCGAGAGGUCGUCGGUCUUUCGCUGGCUGCUCCAGUUUGGGGGAUUCAAGGAGCGGCUCCUCGCCGACGACCUUUUCUUGGCUAAGCUCGCCAUGGAGUGCGGCGUCGGCAUCUUCGCCAAGACGGCUGCUGAAUGGGAGCGUCGCAGAGAGAACUUUGUGAAGGAAUUGGAUUUCGUUAUCUGUGAUGUGGUAAUGGCCAUAGUAGCUGAUUUCAUGCUUGUGUGGCUUCCUGCUCCGACAGUAUCAAUACGAGCACCUCUUCAGUUGAACACUGGACCAAUUACAAAGUUCUUCUAUAGCUGUCCUGAUAAUGCUUUUCAAAUUGCUUUAGUUGGAACAUCAUAUUCACUCUUGCAGAGGGUUGGUGCAAUUGUGAGAAAUGGAUCAAAGCUUUUUGUUGUUGGAACUAGUGCUUCCCUGAUUGGAACUGGUGUAACCAAUGCCUUGAUCAAGGCAAGGCAGAGAAUUAACAAGGAUGUUGCAGUUGAAACAGAGGACGUGCCCAUAGUAUCUACCAGUGUUGCCUAUGGUGUUUACAUGGCCAUUUCAAGCAACCUUAGGUAUCAAUUGUUGGCUGGUGUCAUUGAACAACGUAUCUUGGAACCGUUUCUACAUAACAACAAAUUAGCACUCAGUGCCUUGUGCUUUGCAGUUCGUACAGGAAACACAUUUUUGGGAUCAUUGCUGUGGGUUGAUUAUGCUCGCUGGGUAGGUGUCCAAAAGUCAAAAGACCAGGAAUAGUCGACGACCAAAGAAGACAAAGAAAUGCAUCUUCUAUCCUACGGAAGGUGAGCUGGAAACACUGAUUGGAACAUUUUUAGCAAAGCUUUGCUAGAUCAAGCAUGUAGGUCGCCUUUUUGAUUGCCAAGUUUGAUUUAUGAACUUGGUUUCGCUUCUUCAUUUAUGGUUUUUGAAGGGGAAAGUUAUGGGUUCACAUUGAAUUGGCAUGGAAGUGCAUAAUGCAUUUGUCAAUUUAUAGCCACAUUUCUCAGAUGAUACCUUCCGUUCCUAUAUAUUCUCUGUGAGUUUAGGUCA